This is a messenger RNA of Gamsiella multidivaricata, 2233 nucleotides long. RefSeq lists its product as uncharacterized. Lineage: Eukaryota; Fungi; Mortierellomycota; Mortierellomycetes; Mortierellales; Mortierellaceae. The record is from RefSeq and is a predicted model, not a curated record. The transcript has 2 exons. The coding region runs from base 250 to 2034 and encodes 594 amino acids.
UCUGUCUUCACAUCCUUUUAGGCCACCCAGCCAAACAACGAUCCAUCACCGCCAUCUUGCUCAGGGCCAAGAAUGAGCAACUCCAGUGCUGAUUGAGCUGCGAUAGCCAUCCGUUUUUCUCUGCAGCAUCUUGAACAGACACGAUUGCAUCCAACCUCCAUUUGCCUCGUGUGCGAUCAUCACCAGCUGCAUCAAGACAUCUGGUGAAGUUUUUAUCGCUUUCUCGGUAUAAAGUUUUGAAACUACAGCAUGAACAGUCGAGGCCGCAUUGCCAAUCCGAGAAAAGGACGGCAUCGUAAACAACAGCCUCAGGCGCAAGAACAGGAGUCAGAACCGCAUCAGGAGCCAGAAUGUUCACAGGAGCAGGAACAGCCGUAUCAGGAUAUAUUCGCAACACAGCGAUCUACGGACGAGAAUCCCUUUACAACGCGACCAGAACGGGCUUCAGAAUUAUCAUUUGAUCCCUUGGCGACACCAAACCUCAUUCGUCAGCAACAAAAGCACCAGCUAUAUGGACGGAUACUAAAUGAAGAAUCGCCUGGUCUCAGUGCCUCAUCAGCUUCGCUCUGGAGCCUUGCUGAAGACGAAAUCGAUAGUGCUUUUACUCCAGAGGAUAUCAACAAUUUGCUUCCUUCGACAGCAACAAUGCUGCACCCAAUAUUUCAACGUCACCCCGCCCUUGCAGCACACGACAACGUAGAUGUUGACGGAAGAGAGGACGACCUCGGCUCAGAAGCACUUGACUUGGAUGUUGCUGAUCUGCAAGAGGAUGGAGCAGAGCCUUCGAUUUACACAUCAUCGCUGUUACUGAAGCGCAAACUGGCUGACGCAUUUGAGCUGGACAAGCAUGAGGACGGGAUGCACGAAUCCGCAAGCAACGGAAAUCGGGGAAGUCGGGGCGAAGGAGAAGCACAGCUGGCUCGAGGACAAGCCCCAGAUUCGAUAUUCAAAAGGCUUGUCCACAGCAGAGCGCGAGUCUUGGAGCGAGGUUAUCGUCAGCCUUCAACAUCAGCAGCAGGAUCAAGCACACUGACCCAAUUUUCGUCGCCGUCUUUAUCAAUACCACCAACAUCGUUAUCAUCGUCGUCAUCAACGUCGUCAACGUCUAUAGGUAUGACAACGCCAGAAGGAUUUUCGCGUCUUCUUCCCAAGCCAACAAUACCAUCGACCAGACAUGUGGCUCCAGAUAGAGCUUUCCCUGUGACGCCAACAGCGAGGAACAAGAGUCGAUUGAAUGAUGCAUCUUCGUUGCCGUUAUGGACGAGCGUUGGUCGUAGGAUGGCGAUGCAGCUUAAGUAUGGAAGAUACAAUGAAGACGACGAAGACGAGAAGGCGUCGGGAGCUGAAGCAGAGAGUGGACCUGAGGGGGAUGCUGCAGCGAGGCCAAAUGAUCAGUCGACGGAAGAUGGUGGGGGUGAAAGAGACCGAAACAUUUUCCUGGAUACCAAUCGACUCUCAUGGCUGAUGAGUCGUGAUACCAUGGCGGGGCAAUGUGAAGGAGUUUCACAAACCGGACGCAUUGAGAGCGAACAUGCAAGACAUGAAGGAGGAGAUUAUCGACUAUUGGAACGUCAACGCAAAGACAAGCUCAAUUUCUUGGAAGGGCUUCUUGAUUCGGAGGAUCACUAUAAUCCAGUCGAUAUCUUUAACAGCGAGCCCGAUCUAGAGGACCUAAAUGGCGAAGGCAGCAAUAAUAUCGACAGGAGCAGUAACGACAUGGAAGCACGAGGAGACAACGCAAACAAUGUGUUAGAAUCUGGGUCAGACUCAGAGUCAAGGUUGGAGGACGCUGUAAUCGAGAGACAGCUGGAAGCCGAGAUGGCUACAGAACUGAACGGAUAUCAAGAGUCGUCGUUCGAGGAACUGUUGGAGUUGAGCGCGCACCAGGUGUCUUCGAGUGCGCUGGUCGAGGAACUGAGACGCGAAUACUGCGAGCGAUUGACGACCUCGGAGGAACUCGAGCACCGGUCGUGGAUGUAUGAGACAGCACGGGUCAACCAGCCGCAACAGAUGGGGGUGUUUGCACGACGAUAACUCCGUCUAGCAAAGUAUCGGAAGGGGCAGUUGCUUUUGUAUUAUAUUCCACUGUAUACGCUUGUAACAAUACACUAUAGCAUUCAUCGGUACCGCAAUGAAUUCGGAUACCAUGGUCCGAAAGGGCGUCUGUUCUUUGGCCAAGCCUAGGCCGAGGAGCACUGACGUACUGACAUAAUGCGUCCGUCAUAUUCAGCCC